CGGCAUUCUCAGCAUUUUCAUUCCGGUCCGAAUGUGUCGUUUCGUUUUCCUUGACCAUCCGAGUCUCGUGUUCUAACCAACAAGCACGAGGUUUAAAUUGUUUGAACAAAAUGAUAGACUUUCGCACUAAUUCGGGGAAUACCAACGUCGACAAUGAAAAAUAUAGCAAUACUAACAUACCAGUCACUUCGCAACAAGGUUUAGCACCGCUCAGUCCAUACUUAAACUUCGACCCGUCGUACCUUCCUGUCAGUCAACCAGAAUUCAUAUUUCCUGCUGGUGCUGUGAAGCAAAGAGGUCGUUUUGAGUUAGCAUUCAGUCAGAUCGGAGCAGCAUGCAUAGUGGGUGCAGGGAUUGGCGGAGCGUCUGGUUUAUACAGAGGCAUCAAAGCUACGUCUAUCGCAGGAGAAACUGGCAAACUCAGGAGAACACAAUUGAUCAAUCAUGUUAUGAAGGGUGGCGCCAACAUGGCAAAUUCGCUCGGCGUAAUAACGAUAAUGUACACUUGUGCUGGAAUAGGCUUGACCUGGCUUAGAGGGACUGAUGACAGUUUUAAUACAGUGGCUGCAGCCGCAGCGAGUGCCACAGUGUUCAGAUCUCCUGCUGGAAUCAGAAAAGCUGGUUUUGCGGGCGCUAUUGCGGCGGGAGUCGCGGUACUAUAUUGUAUAUGGAAUAACGGAGGCUUGCCGGUGCAGCGUGUGAACGGAUGGAAGUAUACAGCGUAAGAUAGUAUUCGUAUAACAAAUUGACAACAUCCAUGUUAUAAAAAAAUUUCUCGUAUUGUACAUAGGAAAAAGCCCACCGAGCAUGUGGGUGCGAAAUAAAUUGCUGAAGGAAUGUUAGAAUAAAUAAAUUAUUCAGACUAAUAGUGUAUCUAUUCACAAAUAAACGAACCUACGAAC
Ooceraea biroi (clonal raider ant) is the source of this 902-nucleotide messenger RNA. RefSeq names its product translocase of inner mitochondrial membrane 23 (gene Tim23). Gene Ontology annotation, biological process: protein import into mitochondrial matrix. Gene Ontology annotation, cellular component: TIM23 mitochondrial import inner membrane translocase complex. The record is from RefSeq and is a predicted model, not a curated record. Lineage: Eukaryota; Metazoa; Arthropoda; Insecta; Hymenoptera; Formicidae. Gene Ontology annotation, molecular function: transmembrane protein transporter activity.